AUGGCCAUGGGACUUCAACAGCCGCAACACACCCAGGGCUCGCCGCCCAUCCACUUCCCCGGCGACUUCGUCGAGUACGGCCAGCAAUACGACAACAACAGCGGCAACCACAGCGACCCAUCUAGUUCGCAACAACGUCAAUCUCGCGGCGAGGGUGGUAGGAACGGCCGGUAUCGAAGACCCCGUUCGCCUUCCCUCGACGACGAUUCCCGCUUCACUACCGGGCCCAGCGGCGGUGAAGAUCCGCGGGCCAGCUCAGACGCUGCGCUGCAUGACGCUGUGCUCGCGCAAGCGCCCCAUCAACAGCAGCGCGUAAUCCCAACAAACGGUCGCAACGGAGGCCAACCCCGCGCCGCAGGCCCUCGUGCACCCCCAGCCGCCGCAAACGCCUCCCAGAACCGCCGCUCCCAGCCCCCGCCAGUCAACUCCCAGCUGCCGCCCUACAUGGGCGAGAACCCCGACGAAUGGAGCCCGUCAAAGGACGCGGCAGCAGCAGCGGCAGGUGCGGGCGGCUACUCCCGCCGCCGCACAGAGCGCCACGCCCGCCGCCAGUCAUCCACCGGAAGUCGCGCCCCGGGAGCCCCGGAUCCGCCGCAGAUGAGCGGCGGCGCGUCACCCCGCGAGCCGCCCGGAAGCCAGCAUUCUCCUAGAGAUAGACUUCCUUCUCAGCAAUUACAGCAACAGCAGCAGCAACAGCAUAUGCCCAACCCGGCGGGCGGUCUCCGCCCCCCGUCCCCGCCGGCUGUUAACGAGAGCGUCCUGAGCGACAUCAGCCGCGUCAACAGCCCCAGCAUCUCAAAGAGCGUUCUCGAGCCUCUCCAGCGCAAGAUGCUCGAGUACCACCGCCUCAUGGACGAAGCCCAGGGCCAAAUGGCGCAGUACGAUGAGGAGCUUAGUCUUCUGCAGGAGCGUCGGCGCCUAGCUGAGCAGCGCUUCGUUGAUGCAAAGGGGAAGCACGACGAGUAUGAGCGGCAGCACCUGGAUGUCGAGAGGGCUCUGCGCGGGGACUAUGCGCCGCCUCAGCAGCAGCACCAGCAGCAGAUGAUGCCGCAGCAGAGUCAGCAGCAGAUGUAUCAGAAUAGUCCGCCCCGGACGGUGCCGAGACCGGCGUCGAGUAUUAUGAGCUACGAUGAUCGGCCGAUGAGUGGGCACAGCUCGGGUCCAAAAAAGGGGAAGCUGAGGUUCAGUUUGUUUGGGAGGUAG
This is a messenger RNA of Colletotrichum godetiae, 1203 nucleotides long. RefSeq lists its product as uncharacterized. The record is from RefSeq and is a predicted model, not a curated record. NCBI's taxonomy places the organism in Eukaryota, Fungi, Ascomycota, Sordariomycetes, Glomerellales, Glomerellaceae. Bases 1 to 1203 code for a protein of 400 amino acids. The transcript is spliced from 2 exons.